CAGUUAAUAUUUUAGUUAGGAUAGUUAAAUCGCAAUAAAUCAAAAUGGGAAUAAAAUUUUUGGAAGUAAUUAAGCCGUUCUGCAGUAUAUUGCCAGAAAUAGCGAAACCAGAACGUAAGAUUCAAUUCCGAGAGAAAGUAUUAUGGACAGCAAUCACAUUAUUUAUUUUCUUAGUAUGCUGCCAGAUUCCCUUAUUUGGUAUAAUGUCAUCAGACAGUGCCGAUCCCUUCUAUUGGAUCCGUGUAAUUCUUGCAUCAAACAGAGGGACAUUAAUGGAGCUUGGUAUCUCACCUAUUGUAACAUCAGGACUUAUCAUGCAGUUGCUUGCUGGUGCUAAAAUCAUUGAAGUUGGUGACACUCCGAAAGACAGGGCUUUGUUUAAUGGUGCACAGAAAUUAUUUGGUAUGGUGAUUACUGUUGGUCAGGCUAUUGUUUAUGUAAUGACUGGAAUGUAUGGUGAACCCAGUGAAAUUGGUGCCGGAGUGUGCCUCCUCAUUAUCAUACAACUGUUUGUGGCCGGUCUUAUUGUGUUGUUGCUCGAUGAAUUGCUCCAGAAAGGAUAUGGAUUGGGUUCUGGUAUCUCUCUGUUUAUUGCUACAAACAUCUGUGAAACCAUUGUAUGGAAGGCAUUUUCACCAGCCACUGUUAACACUGGUCGCGGCACAGAAUUCGAGGGUGCUGUGAUAGCAUUGUUCCAUCUGUUGGCAACACGUCCAGACAAAGUGCGAGCUCUCCGUGAAGCCUUCUAUCGACAAAAUCUACCCAACCUGAUGAAUCUACUAGCCACUGUUCUUGUCUUUGCUAUAGUGAUAUACUUCCAGGGCUUCCGUGUAGAUUUGCCCAUCAAGUCUGCUCGUUAUCGUGGACAGUAUUCUUCAUACCCAAUCAAACUAUUCUACACUUCUAAUAUACCCAUCAUUCUGCAGUCUGCUCUUGUCUCCAAUCUUUAUGUCAUCUCACAGAUGUUGGCAGUAAAAUUCAGCGGCAACUUCCUAGUGAACGUUUUGGGUGUUUGGGCUGACGUGGGCGGCGGCGGCCCGGCGCGAGCUGCCCCGGUGGGCGGGCUGUGCUACUACCUGUCCCCGCCGGAGUCCCUCGCACACAUCGCACACGACCCCGUGCACGCCCUGCUCUACGUGCUCUUCAUGCUAGGCUCUUGCGCCUUCUUUUCAAAGACCUGGAUCGAUGUGUCUGGCUCCUCAGCCAAAGAUGUGGCGAAACAACUGAAGGAACAGCAGAUGGUGAUGCGCGGUCACCGCGACAACUCCAUGAUCCACGAACUGAACCGCUACAUCCCGACGGCGGCCGCGUUCGGAGGACUGUGCAUCGGGGCUCUGUCAGUGCUGGCCGACUUCCUCGGGGCCAUCGGCUCCGGCACUGGGAUACUGCUCGCCGUCACCAUCAUUUACCAGUACUUCGAGAUCUUUGUCAAGGAACAAGCGGAGAUGGGCGGCAUGAGCACACUGCUCUUCUAAGUCUCGUAAUGAUAGCGGCAGUCGGACCGCUGCGUUCAGCUCCGUUUUUAUUGUCGUUUCUGCUCUGAAUCGACAUCAUUAGGUGUACGUUUUCAUAUCUGGUAGUGUUGGAUGUGAAAGCAUCGUUGUACUUUAUCGAAAAAAUUAGAUUUAAGAUUUAAUAUUUGUUGAGUUGAAGGCAGCGCUCCUACCGGCGUAGUGUUGUGUGCGUGGCGGCGCGUGCGUGGAUGAUGUGCUAAUUUAUAUGAGAUGAACUUUAUAAUAAAAAAUACUUU
This is a messenger RNA of Bombyx mori (domestic silkworm), 1750 nucleotides long. It is a transcript of the gene Sec61alpha, whose product is annotated as transport protein Sec61 alpha subunit. Gene Ontology annotation, cellular component: membrane; Sec61 translocon complex. Lineage: Eukaryota; Metazoa; Arthropoda; Insecta; Lepidoptera; Bombycidae. The record is from RefSeq and is marked provisional. Gene Ontology annotation, biological process: SRP-dependent cotranslational protein targeting to membrane, translocation; post-translational protein targeting to membrane, translocation. Gene Ontology annotation, molecular function: ribosome binding; signal sequence receptor activity; transmembrane protein transporter activity.